AUGGAAAACCCGGAAGAAAUUCUUCAUAGUCUAGAAGAAUUUUCAAAAAUGAAACCAAAAGACAUUCCACGUGAAUUAGAAGAGUACUUGUGUUUUGUCGCCAAAACAGGCAAUCCUAUCUACCAAUGGCCUAUAAUAAAAUCUCUUUUCCGAGAAAAGCUGAUCAAUGUUAUUACGGACUUCUACGAAUCUUGCCCGUCUGUAGAUAUUCCACCUUGUCCCAACGUAGAAAUGUUCAAUUAUGAUAUGAUGAAGAAUUUUAUACUAGAGAAACUCGACACAUUCGCUUCGGCCCCUUUCACGGUCCAAAGGAUAUGUGAACUUCUCACGACGCCUAGAAAAGAAUACAGCAGAAUAGACAAAUACAUGAGGGCGUUGGAAAAGAAUAUUCUGGUUGUAAGCACAGUAGAGCCUGGCCGAAGAUCUGCUGAAAAUGGGGAAGAAGGUAUUAUGAAUGGUAUAGAGUCAGAACAUUUACCAGAAAGUAGCAAUUCUAGUCACGACAUUAACAUUGAAGACAUGGAUGAAAGUCCUUCUAAUUGGAACAGACAUGAUCAAGAUGUACCUGUUUCAUACAAAAAUGGGGAGAGUGAAGACUUAUCAAAAAGUGAAAUGGAACCAGCGACAGAGUCAGCAACUAGUUUUGAAACGGAAGAAACUAAAACAGAAGUACCUUCAAGCAGUACUGCUGAAGAACCAAAAGCACAAACCCCGGAGACUGUAAUAACUUGCACAAGUACAGAAGAGACAAUUGAAACAUUUGUUUCUAUAGAACCUCAAGAAGGUGCCUAUCAGAACCUUUCAGAAGAUAGCAAUACAGACAGUAACAGUAGUGAUUCUUCAAGUUCAGCAUCUGUACCAGAAGCUAAAGAAACGACACCUAUAGAAGAAAAGCAACCAGCUGAAGAAGCCUUAGAGGUCGCAGUAGAUACCACCGAUGUGCCUAAGCAAACUGAAACAGAAGUACAAAAACCAGAAUCAAUUACUGAAGCUGAAUUAGAACCCAAGGAACCAUUGAUAGAAGAAACACAGUUUGAAAUUUCACAGGUAGAAUCUACAAGAGAAUUGCCAACAGAAACACCAAUUGAAGACAUAUCAACAGAAGAAGUAACCCCUGGUCCAAGUGAACCAGAAGUGCUAGAAUCACUACCAGAAAUCUCAGAACCUCAGGUUGCUGUGGAGACAGAAGAUAAAGAAGCAGAAGUGGUGGUUGAGAAAUCGUUAGAUGCUCCAGAAGAUACGCUUCCUGCUGCACCAGAAGUAGAUGUCCCUGUACCUGAAGAAUUGGAAAACAUUGUAGAUAGUUCAACUGAUGAUAAGAAAGAGGAAGAAAAUAUCUCUGAAAAAUUACCACAAGAAGAAGUCAUCAGUGAAUCUGAAAAGAUAGAAACAACAAAUGAUGCAGAUGCUGUCACCAAUGAUCUAUCUGACAACAAAGAGUUAUCUGAAGAGUCUCCUAUGGAAGUAGAUGUCAGCCAGGAUAAGAAGUCAGAAACUGAAGAGCCUAGUUCAUCUGUAGAACCAUUUCUAGCAUAA
Molecule: messenger RNA, 1536 nt
Organism: Diabrotica balteata
Lineage: Eukaryota; Metazoa; Arthropoda; Insecta; Coleoptera; Chrysomelidae
Source: the annotation of a GenBank genome assembly